Molecule: messenger RNA, 3600 nt
Organism: Talaromyces stipitatus ATCC 10500
Lineage: Eukaryota; Fungi; Ascomycota; Eurotiomycetes; Eurotiales; Trichocomaceae
Product: chromosome segregation protein SudA, putative
Exons: 4
Coding region: 1-3600 (1199 amino acids)
Biological process (GO): mitotic sister chromatid cohesion
Cellular component (GO): chromosome
Molecular function (GO): ATP hydrolysis activity; cohesin loader activity; protein binding
Source: RefSeq, a predicted model, not a curated record
AUGUAUAUCAAGCAGAUUAUCAUUCAAGGCUUCAAGAGUUACAAGGACCAAACGGUCAUUGAGCCCUUUUCGCCCAAACACAAUGUCAUCGUUGGCCGCAAUGGUUCGGGCAAGAGUAACUUUUUCGCCGCAAUUCGUUUCGUUCUGAGCGAUGCAUACACACAGAUGGGCCGUGAGGAGCGACAGGCUCUUCUUCAUGAAGGUUCUGGUUCCGCCGUCAUGUCAGCAUACGUCGAGGUAAUAUUUGAUAAUUCUGAUGAGCGAUUUCCUACCGGCAAGCCGGAGCUGGUGCUUCGAAGAACGAUUGGACUGAAAAAAGACGAAUACACUCUGGACCACAAAAAUGCCACGAAAGCGGACGUUAUGAAUCUCCUGGAAUCGGCUGGCUUCUCGCGAUCCAACCCUUACUACAUUGUUCCUCAGGGGCGAGUCACGACACUGACAAACAUGAAAGAUUCGGAGCGUCUUGUCUUGCUAAAGGAGGUUGCCGGUACACAAGUCUACGAAGCGCGACGAGCCGAAUCACUCAAGAUUAUGAAUGAGACGAAUAAUAAGAGAGCCAAGAUCGAUGAGCUUCUUGACUAUAUCAACGAGCGACUUGGUGAACUUGAAGAGGAGAAAGAUGAAUUGCGGAAUUAUCAGGAACAAGACCGCGAACGGCGAUGUCUGGAGUACACCAUCUAUUCUCGCGAACAACAGGAGAUUGCCAAUGCGCUUGACAGUCUUGAGGGCCAACGACAAACUGGCGUUGAGGAUACAGAUGUCAACCGCGAGCACUUCAUACAAGGCGAAAAGGACAUUACUCAGAUUGAUUCCGAGAUUGCCGAAUGCAAACAACAAAUAGAGUUUCUGAAAGUGGACAAGACACAAUUGGAGGAUGAGCGCCGGGAAGCUUUUCGUGCUUUAGCCCAGGUUGAGUUGCAGGAGAAAGCUCUGAAAGACAAUCAAUCCGCUGCUCAGGAAAUGAAGGCCCGACAUGAAAAUGAAUUGAAUGCAGUUCAAACAGCCAUCAGUCAACGAGAGAGCGAACUACAGACCAUAUUACCUCAGUUCAAUGCAGCCAAGGAACAGGAAGAUGCCGUGAAAUUGCAAUUGGAACAGGCCGAAACUUCUAGGCAACGACUUUAUGCAAAGCAAGGUCGAAACUCUCGCUUCAAGAGCAAGUCUGAGAGAGACAAAUGGUUGCAGAAGGAAAUUCAAGAAACGAAGAAUUCCAUCAAGGCGGUUAAUGCAGUGAAAGCUCAGACCACCGAAGAUAUUCAAGACCUUCAGAAGACUAUUGCGUCGCUCGAACCUGAAAUUGAAAAGUUGCGGAAACAGAUCGACGGAAGAGGCGAUGCGAUUCAGUCAAUUGAGCAGGAAAUCCAGAAUGCUAAGGAUGAGAGGGAUCGUCUCAUGGACCAACGAAAGGAGUUAUGGAGAGAAGAAGCUCGUUUGGACUCCAUUCUGUCGAAUUCGUCACAAGAAGUUGAUAGAGCCGAACGCAACCUUUCACAUAUGAUGGACAAUAACACUAGUCGCGGCAUUGCAGCCGUGCGAAGAAUCAAGCGUCAGCACAAUCUCGAUGGGGUUUACGGCACACUGGCCGAACUUCUUGAGGUAAAUGAACGUUAUCGCACGGCUGUGGAGGUAACCGCCGGCACAAGUCUGUUCCACUACGUUGUCGAUACCGAUGAGACAGCUACAAAGGUGCUUGAGAUACUGCAGAAAGAAAGGGCUGGUCGAGUUACGUUCAUGCCUUUGAAUCGUCUGAAACCCCGCCCGACAAACGUACCCAAAGCGAGCGAUACUAUCCCGAUGAUUGAAAAGCUGCAGUACGACCCGCAAUAUGAAAAGGCCUUCCAACAAGUAUUUGGCAAGACCAUCAUCUGUCCGAACCUUCAAGUAGCAUCACAGUAUGCGCGAAGUCACGGUGUCAACGCCAUUACUCCAGAAGGUGAUCGAUCAGAUAAGCGUGGUGCAUUGACGGGUGGUUUCCACGACUCUCGUCAAUCCCGUCUUGAAGCUGUCAAGGCAUUGACUAAAUGGCGCGAUGAGUAUGAGUCUAAAAAGAAUCGUGCAAGCGAGAUCCGUAAGGACCUGGAAAAGCUUGAUCAACAAGUAACCCGGGCUGUCGGCGAGUUGCAAAAGCUCGAGCAGCGCAAGCACCAAUUCCACGGCAACAGUGGCCCUCUACGACAGGAGCUCCGAAACAAACGUGAAUUAUUACAGAACAAGAACGAUAAUCUCGAUGCUAAGCAACGAGCCCUUCGCAAUAUUGAAAAUAAUCUUACUGCUCUCGAAGGUCAAGUGGGUACAUUGGAAGCGGAAAUCUCAUCUGGUUUCCAGAAGGCCCUUACAGCAGAGGAAGAGAAGGAGCUUGAGUCUCUGGGUAUCACUGCACAGACUCUACGGCGCCAGUAUACCGAUCUCUCAAGCAAACGUAGUGAACUUGAGGCUCGAAAAUCUGUGUUGGAAGUGGAACUGCGUGAAAACCUCUACCCUCGACUAGAUCAACUAAGCAACCCUGAUACUGACAUGGGCGACGAUAAUACUCAAGGCACAUUGAAAGAGGCUCGGCGACAGAUGAAGAAACUGCAAGAGGCUUUAGGAAAGAUUACACAUCGGCUAGCAGAGGUUGAUCAGUCCAUUUCCGAAGGCAAUGCACAAGUUGCCCAGCUUGAGAAUCGCAAGUCAGAAGUGCGCAACAACUUGGAAGCACUUGCGAAAUCAAUUGAAAAACAUCAGCGCCGUAUGGAGAAAAGCAUGCAGAAGAAAGCAGCCUUGACCAAGCAAGCCGCUGAAUGUAGUGCCAAUAUUCGUGAUCUUGGUGUCCUACCCGAUGAAGCAUUUACCAAGUACAGCAAGACCGACUCCAAUACCGUUGUCAAGAAAUUGCACAAGGUCAACGAAUCAUUGAAGAAGUACUCGCACGUUAACAAAAAGGCUUUUGAACAGUACAACAAUUUCACGAAGCAACGGGAAACGCUUACCAAGCGAAGGGAGGAACUCGAUGCAUCUCAAAAGUCGAUUGAUGAGCUUAUCAUGGUCCUAGAUCAGCGUAAGGAUGAAGCUAUUGAGCGUACAUUCAAACAGGUUUCGCGUGAAUUCCACAAUGUGUUUGAGAAGCUUGUACCUGCUGGUCGUGGACGACUCAUCAUUCAACGCAAGACUGACCGUGCCCUUCGCACGGAUAAUGAUCUUGAAUCCGAGGACGAGGAUCGCCACGAGAGUGUAGAAAACUAUGUGGGUGUGGGUAUCAGUGUCAGCUUCAACAGUAAGCACGAUGAGCAGCAACGUAUCCAGCAACUGAGUGGUGGACAAAAGAGUUUGUGUGCGCUUGCCCUCGUCUUUGCCAUCCAAGCCUGUGAUCCCGCUCCAUUCUAUCUCUUCGAUGAGAUUGACGCCAACUUGGACGCUCAAUACCGUACUGCCGUGGCUCAAAUGCUACAGUCCAUCUCAGAUUCUACAAACGGUCAGUUUAUCUGCACGACGUUCCGGCCUGAAAUGCUCCACGUUGCGGAGAAAUGCUAUGGUGUCAGCUUCCGCAACAAGGCUAGUACCAUCGAUGUGGUUUCCAAGGAGGAAGCUCUCAAGUUCGUGGAGGAGCAAAAGUCGUAA